Struthio camelus australis is the source of this 249-nucleotide messenger RNA. NCBI's taxonomy places the organism in Eukaryota, Metazoa, Chordata, Aves, Struthioniformes, Struthionidae. The record is from RefSeq and is a predicted model, not a curated record.
GCCAUGAUGAAUGAGGCUCCAGGUCCCAUAAACUUCACUAUGUUCCUCACAAUGUUUGGAGAGAAGUUAAAUGGCACGGACCCAGAAGAUGUAAUCAGAAAUGCUUUUGCUUGUUUUGAUGAGGAAGCGACAGGGUUUAUUCAAGAAGACUACCUGAGAGAGCUGCUGACGACUAUGGGAGACAGGUUUACAGAUGAAGAGGUAGAUGAGCUGUACAGGGAGGCACCAAUUGACAAAAAGGGGAAUUUC